GGUACGACUUUAGUUGCAACCUGUGCUUUUGGCCCCAUCAGUGCAUUCCGCAUUCCGGACUGCUCCGGCUGCCGUGCCUCGUACCCCUACAGUGCUCCGUAUUUCGCACAGGGCUGUGUCGUCAGACCACUCAAGCAGCGCACAAAGCUUCAACGAAGGCGUCAGCGAGGCGCGCGAACCUGGCCGACCAGUGCGGCUGUCUAUGACCGCUCUCACCGGCAGCAGGGCAAUUUUGCGGCGACCUGGUCAAUGCAGUGUAUUGAUGGAUCAAUCCAAUCUUCGGCGGACAAGGUCGAUGGCCCUUUGUGGGCCUCAGAGCAGCGGCCCAUGUGCAUACACAUGCUGUACAUGCCCGGUGGAUCGGAUCGGGCUGGUCCCACUGCGAACGGUGGCAGCAGGCGAGGUACCUACAAGUACUCUGUGAUUCCAGUCAACGCCAACCGCUUUGCCAAGUCUCGGAUCUAA
Messenger RNA from Trichoderma virens Gv29-8, 465 nucleotides. RefSeq lists its product as uncharacterized. The annotation marks the transcript as partial. The transcript has 5 exons. The record is from RefSeq and is a predicted model, not a curated record. NCBI's taxonomy places the organism in Eukaryota, Fungi, Ascomycota, Sordariomycetes, Hypocreales, Hypocreaceae.